This is a messenger RNA of Anopheles funestus (African malaria mosquito), 2919 nucleotides long. Its product is annotated as carboxypeptidase M-like. NCBI's taxonomy places the organism in Eukaryota, Metazoa, Arthropoda, Insecta, Diptera, Culicidae. The transcript has 5 exons. Gene Ontology annotation, biological process: proteolysis. Gene Ontology annotation, cellular component: cell surface. The coding region runs from base 32 to 1645 and encodes 537 amino acids. The record is from RefSeq and is a predicted model, not a curated record. Gene Ontology annotation, molecular function: zinc ion binding; metallocarboxypeptidase activity.
UCUCCCUGUAUGUGAACAUUAGUGCCAGAACAUGAACCAGAACGUUCAUCGAAAUUACAACCCGUCGCUUAAGUUCCGGUUGAAACAUCCCGCAAGGUCGGUCAGAAUGCAGUCCGUCUGUUUGGCAGCACUGCUAGUGGUUUGGUGCAUCGCUGUGCCCACGAUCGCCGACCAGACCGGUCAACGCAACUUCGAACCGAGCAGCGAUCCGGCCCUGUUCGCACUAGAUCGUGUUGCUGUCAAAGAUGGUCACCUUUACACGUUCGACAAUCUGUCCGUCGCGCAGGAUCCUCGUGCAUACCGGCCGGACGUUGGGGCGCUUGAUUUCGUCUACCACAACCACGACGAGAUGACGCGCUAUUUACGUACGACUACCGCCCGCUACCCGAACCUGACUGCCCUAUACUCGAUCGGCAAGUCUGCACAGGGGCGAGAUCUGUGGGUUCUAGUCGUGUCGGCAUCGCCGUACGAGCAUAUGCUUGGGAAACCGGACGUCAAGUACAUCGGUAAUAUACACGGCAAUGAGGCAGUCGGGCGAGAACUACUGCUUCACCUAAUUCAGUACCUGGUGUCGAGCUAUGGGUCCGAUCCGUAUAUCAAGUGGCUACUGGACAAUACGCGCAUCCAUAUUCUACCCUCACUCAACCCAGACGGAUAUGCCGCAUCAAAGGAAGGCACGUGCGACGGAGGCCAGGGUCGGUACAAUUCGCGCGGCUUCGACCUAAAUCGCAACUUCCCGGACUACUUCAAGCAGAACAACAAGCGAUCCCAGCCGGAAACGGAAGCGGUAAAGGAUUGGAUCUCGAAGAUACAGUUCGUGUUGAGUGGAUCGUUGCACGGUGGAGCACUCGUUGUGAGCUAUCCGUACGACAACACGCCUAAUGCCAAAAUCUGUCGAUCUUCGUCUACAUGCGCCGUUUUCCACAGUUACCAGUCGCAACCGUCGUUGACACCGGACGACGACGUGUUCAAGCAUCUGUCGCUAACGUACGCGAACAACCAUGGUAAGAUGUCUCGUGGAGUUGCCUGCAAAACCGCAUCACCCUCGUUUGAGAAUGGCAUCACGAACGGUGCCGCCUGGUAUCCGCUUACCGGUGGUAUGCAGGACUUUAACUACGUCUGGCACGGCUGCAUGGAGGUAACGCUCGAGGUGUCCUGCUGUAAGUUUCCACCGGCGUAUGAGCUGCGCAAAUACUGGGAUGACAAUCAGAUGUCGCUGAUCAAGUUCCUUGCCGAGGCGCACCGGGGCGUGCAGGGUUUCAUCAUGGACCCGACCGGCAAUCCGAUCGAACGAGCACAGCUCAAGAUCAAGGGACGUGACAUUGGGUUCACCACCACCAAGUACGGUGAGUUCUGGCGUAUCUUGCUGCCUGGCGUGUACAAGUUGGAGGUGUACGCGGACGGAUUCGUACCAAAGGAUGUAGACUUUAUGAUUGUGGAGCAGCAUCCGACGCUGUUGAACGUAACGCUGCAGCCGUCAAAGCGCAAUGAUGGUUCGCAACAUUAUCGCCCGGCAGCAUCGACACAGUACCGCCCGCAGCAAGUGAUACCACCGGCACCGUCGCAAGGCUCCGGUUCCGACGAAGGUAUUCUUUCGACGCUUAGCAGUGGAUUCAACAGUUUAGUUAAUAACAUAUUCGGCUAACCGGCGUGAAUGUUAGGGCGUGUAGGCCGUAGGAGCAAAGUUUUUAAAUCAACCAGCCAGUGUGCCGAUCCCCCUUGUCUCUGUAGGCUUUUUGCUCCGUUUUUAAACGGUCUGCGUCCUAUUUGUUUUUUUUUAAACAGCGUAAGUGUUCGUUCCGGCACUGCACCAGUGGCGGAUCAAGUUUUUUGGAGGCCCUAUGCGGAAUAGGAGGCCCCUAUCAAUACAAAACUGCUGCUCGGGAUGGGGAAGAGGUUGGGUUAAUUUACUUGAGCUUUUAGGCAAACUUUUUUUUGGUCCUUAUACGAAAUACAUGACAUGUUGUUUUGCCAGCUAAUGCUAUAACCCCACGGUUGCCACAAACUGUCCUAUCGAUUACUUCUAGUAAAAUUCUUACUUCCGAUAUUUCUAAACAAUUGUGGUUUACUUACCCGUGUAAACUACAGUUUAUACGAAGGACACUUUACUUUCAUAAAACACAGGAAAGCAUUUCUUUCGGAAGACAAUGCUGCUCCUUCGCGGCCCCUUCGCUAUUACACAUUGGCAUUUUUCUUUCACUCACACACUUGAAUGCGCUUUAGCACAUUUAAAAUACCACACUCGCCUACAAUGGCCACAUUUUUCAAUACACGACGAUUUCUCGAGAAAUGAACAUCAUUUUCGUUUUUUCAAGCUUUACCGCUUUUGUCUUUUUCUCACAAAAAAAACAAAUCACAUGGAUUUAAAUACAAUUAGCGAUGAAAAUUUAAAUUCCCGAAAGCAUUUGGUUCGGAAUACAAUACUGUUUGUGCUUUUAGCGCCCCUUUUUUACAUAGUGGUAUUCUUCUUUCACUGGUGGAUAUUUUCAGGUAUCUCUUGUGAUAAGUAGGAAUACGCUUUAAAGGGGCAUUGACUCAAUCAUAUAGCAAUACAUUACUUAGAAAAGGGGCGCCUUUCCCAUUCCACCGUGUUGGCGAUUGUGCCGUGGCUAGACGAAAGGUUAUUGUCUGCUACAACAUUCAUACACAUUUCCAUUCAUCGAGACCCCCUUACAGGCGGGGCACUAGGCGGCCGCCUACUCCGCCUACCGUUAGAGGCGCCACUGCGCUGCACAUUACCGGUAACAACGCAUUGUGCAUCUAACAAUACAAGCAAUAUGACGUAGAAGAAAGAAAGGGGAUUAGGGUAGGUCCGCCGAUGGGAAUAAGCAGUAUCGGGUGAGAAAGUAUGUGAAACAUGGUACAAUAAUGUUCUGUCUGCAAGAUGCAACAAUAAAUUAUCUAUUUAUUUAAUAGCAA